CGCCUUCUUCUCAUUUCACCUGAAUCUUGGCUAAAGCACCAUAGUGGGCAUGAACCAUCACUAAAGGGAAAGCGAACAGACAGAUAUGGGCUUGUCUACCCUUGUUUCGUCGCACAUUACAGAGAACAUUCCCCACCAGCAUUUUAUUGUUCUACCGCCCGCUUCUUGACCGAUCCGUACUCCUUGUGGGUGUGUCGCAACGUCUGGGUUCAUCAUCAUUAUCAUCGUUGUCAUCGUCAUCAUCGCCUGCAACGGAACAGGCUGCAGUCUGUCUGCGACACCAGGCUCGACAUGCGACCGCCUGACGAUAGUUUUAACUCUCCGAGCCCGGAGGACGCGUCCCCGAGCCGAGCGCGUCGGCGAUUGAUCUUCACCCUGCCUGGGGAAAACGCCGCAGAAACCUGGAGCGAGCCCACGGCGCAGCACGGCCAGCACAGUAGCUACCAGGUGCUCGCCGCUGACGGUGCCAGCAGUGGCAUCCGCAAACGAAGCGGCGACUAUGUGACGUACCUGGCCGAAAUGACGUCGGCGACCGGCGCGAAGCGCCAACGCAUGUCUGAGGACUACGGUCUCCUGCAGGACAAGUGCAUUGUGUGCCGUUUCCUGGACGUCGUCGCGACGUGCUACAACUGGGCUUGCGUCAGUCUUCUAGCGUGGCUCUGCUUCAGGUGGUGCCGGUGAAGC
Dermacentor silvarum is the source of this 684-nucleotide messenger RNA. RefSeq lists its product as uncharacterized. Lineage: Eukaryota; Metazoa; Arthropoda; Arachnida; Ixodida; Ixodidae. The transcript is spliced from 2 exons. The coding region runs from base 292 to 681 and encodes 129 amino acids. The record is from RefSeq and is a predicted model, not a curated record.